Molecule: messenger RNA, 423 nt
Organism: Penicillium verhagenii
Lineage: Eukaryota; Fungi; Ascomycota; Eurotiomycetes; Eurotiales; Aspergillaceae
Exons: 1
Coding region: 1-423 (140 amino acids)
Source: RefSeq, a predicted model, not a curated record
AUGAAACUCGAAAUCGUAUCGUCGCUUCUAUUCUUACAUGUGAUGGACCUUCUGGACUUGGCCGCUAAAAGGGGUGUUGCGACUAAAAUUCACGACCUGACGGAACCAGCAUUUGACAUUCGUGCGCCGAAUACAACCACUUGCGGGACAGUCAUGGAUAUGCUGGUGUCAGAUGCCCGAUAUGCGCUUGAGGUUAUUGAAUGGCCAACGCGAUCAAACAAGAGAAAGAAGACAACGGGCCUUAUCUGUAUUCAAACGCUCUUACGCUCCGGGCCGUCGGAUAUGGGACAUAUCCAGGAUGACUUGCUCGAUGCCUAUGACGAGCUUUGUGCUUUUAUAGCCGAGCUUCCCGAAGACGACAAUAAGACUCAUCUAGAGAAGAUCCGUCUCUCGCUUAUUGCCUCCAUCAAAUCCCUCUGUUAA